UAUAUUCCUAAGUUCUUUUCCGAAUUGGUACCAUUAAGGCUAUGUCUUUGCACUUUUCUUAAACGACCCACUCAAAUUGUUGGAAAGGUAGUUGUAGAAUUUUUCAGUUGUAUAUAACAUAUUUUCAUACGAGCGAACUAAUUUCGAAUUAAAUAACUACCUUAGCCUUAUCAGUAACGCGUUAAUUAUGGCCUUGCAACCGUUAAUUAAUUAGCCACUCGAGAAACCGAAAAUACAGAAUACACUCCUCGCACUGGAAGACUUGAAAAAUAAAGUUCAAUUUUAAGUACCGUUGAAAAAUGCCGAUGCUGUUCUGGAUUUCCGUUUAUCUGCUCGCCGGCAUCUCGUCCAGUGUGAGUGCUACAGCAGAGGAGAACGAAGUCGAAUCACUAACCUCAUCUCGCGCGGAUAAUUACAAGCAAGCUUUGUAUUAUCAACGGCCGAACAACGGCGCUCGGUCCACAAAUAACUUGCGACUUCUUGAGAUUCACGAAGAAAAUUCAGACCUGGAACGCCAGAGCCUCGAAAACGUCGCAGACAUUAUGGAUAAUGGAAAAUUUGACGCGCGUUCAAUUGAUUGGCACGGAGAUUCAGAAGAUGGAGAGAACGACGGUGGUUAUCAAGGCUCCGACAGCGAAGAAUUUUCACAAGAAGCCCGACGACUAACACGAAGGCUGGAUCGUUCGCAUAAGGAAAUUCUGGAAACCAUUCUGAAAGGAUACGAUCUUAAUGAAUGGCCACACUUCUACUACGGUAAACGAACCGACGUCCACGUUCAAAUGUUCAUCAACGCGUUCGGUAGCCUCAAUGCUGCUAGUAUGGACUUUCAAAUAGACGUGUUCCUGCGUCAGAUGUGGCAGGACCCAAGGCUGGCCUACAGCGACAAGCGCGAGUAUCUCACCGUCAUGGAUGAGGAGACUCACCGACGUAUUUGGAAGCCAGACACAUUUUUCGACAACGUCAAGGUGGCUCACAUUCACGCGGUGACCGUGCCUAACGUGGUUAUGAGGAUCACGAAGAUGGGAGAUAUCAUGUACACGAUGAGGUUGGCUCUGGUUCUGACUUGCAACAUGCAGCUACGGCUCUACCCGUUCGACACGCAGUACUGUUACAUCGACCUCUCAUCCCUUUCUAGCACCGAAGAAAUCGUCUCGUACCACUGGCAUGACAAUUUGCCCAUCAAAAUAUUAGCUGACUUGGAAAUUGCCGAAUUCGACUUGAUUGACACCAGCACAACGGAAACGAAACUCGAAUUCGCGACAGGUAAUUUCAGCGGCAUACAAGCUCGCUUCACGCUCCGAAGACAGAACGGUUACCAUCUUCUUCAGACUUACGUACCUACCAUCAUCAUCGUAUGCAUGUCGUGGUUAUCUUUCUGGAUCGAACCUGACCACGUGCCAGGCAGGGUUACGUUAUGUGUCACAACCCUGCUCACCCUGACAACCCUGGCCGGCGGUGUACGACAGAGCCUGCCUAGGGUCUCGUAUGUUAAGGCAGUGGACGUGUGGCUCGUGGUGUGCAUGCUUAUGGUGUUCGCAGUUCUCAUCGAAUUCACUGUCGUCAACUCCCUGGCUACGAGAAAGAAAGAUCCACGCCUCUAUAAAUCACCGUCGGGGCCUAUGAAGAUGCCCUCAAAAACAUAUAUUAGCCAGGCCCGACGAAUCGACGAGUUCAGCAGGGCGCUUUUCCCUGCGUUCUUCUUCUUAUUCAACGUGUUCUACUGGACUUACUACAUCCUCAGGCUCUACCAAGAGGUCAACAAAACGCCCUUCACCUACUGAGAAUCUUUUAUGAUGUUCUUUGCUUCUUCAACGUCUUCUGCUAUAUCAAAUACAUUCUACUUAUGGUUGAAGUAGUAUAAAGUUGACCCACGAGAAGCUCAUUUUUGCGGAUGUAGUUUGUUGUUCGCCUGUGAUAUCACUGAUCUCGGUGACGUCACUGCAUUAACCAACCACCGAAAUGCGAUCAAACCAGUAAACUAAUCCGUCAUGGCAUGACGGUUUUGCUACGUUUCUCGAUCUCAGUGUUGUAAUCAGAUCAGCCGCUAUACUUUUUUU
Messenger RNA from Hyalella azteca, 2057 nucleotides. Its product is annotated as glycine receptor subunit alphaZ1. The transcript has 10 exons. Gene Ontology annotation, biological process: chemical synaptic transmission; nervous system process; chloride transmembrane transport. Lineage: Eukaryota; Metazoa; Arthropoda; Malacostraca; Amphipoda; Hyalellidae. Bases 300 to 1781 code for a protein of 493 amino acids. Gene Ontology annotation, molecular function: transmembrane signaling receptor activity; extracellular ligand-gated monoatomic ion channel activity; chloride channel activity. The record is from RefSeq and is a predicted model, not a curated record. Gene Ontology annotation, cellular component: neuron projection; synapse; membrane.